Molecule: messenger RNA, 3143 nt
Organism: Daucus carota subsp. sativus
Lineage: Eukaryota; Viridiplantae; Streptophyta; Magnoliopsida; Apiales; Apiaceae
Product: nuclear poly(A) polymerase 1
Exons: 13
Coding region: 584-2788 (734 amino acids)
Cellular component (GO): nucleus
Molecular function (GO): RNA binding; poly(A) RNA polymerase activity
Source: RefSeq, a predicted model, not a curated record
UGCUUACACACACAUAGAGACACAUAAUAAAUGCAAAUCAUGUAUGAUGUAUGUAUGUAUAUUUAUUGUUUAAUUAAUAAUCCCAUUAUCAAACUACUAGUCUCUUCGUAAUAUCUCUUCUCUCAAUUUUCAUCCACCUGGUUACAGCUUUGAUGCUCAAAAUCAAUCAAUUCCCCUGAAAAGCUGCAGCAAUUAGGAGAAGAAAUCUUGGGUUUUCACCAAAUUCACUGAAUUAUCUGCUGUUCAUUCACUUGGCGUUUUUGCUUUUAGGGUUUCAAUUUUUGUGGUAAAAAAAAAGAAAAAAAAAUAGAAAAGAGAAAGAAGAUGAAAAAAAAUUAAAUUGGUGUUGUAAAGUUUGAACCUUUAGCUAUAUUAGAUUUGAAAUUGUAUUGUUCUUGCCAAGUUUGUAUUUUUGACAGUAGUUUGAUUUUGAUUGUAAUUGUUUGUGUUUAGUGAUUCUGUGACUCUUGUGGGAAAAAAGAUUGUAAAUUUAUAUGGAUGAUUUUGUAUUUUGAUGAGUUUACGAGGCUCGUUUAUUUGAAAAAGAAUAGUAUAAAAAAAAAAUUAGUCUUUUUAAGUGUAAAUGGCUUUGGCUGGAUUUAACAAUCAGAAUCAUGUUCAACACUUGGGAAUCACUGAACCGAUUUCCUUGGCUGGACCGACUGAGUAUGAUGUGAUGAAGACCCGUGAACUUGAAAAGUUUUUAGCUGAUGCGGGAUUGUAUGAGAGUCAUGAAGAAUCGAUUGCCCGGGAAGAAGUACUUGGGAGGCUUGACCAGCUUGUCAAAAUAUGGGUAAAAUCUAUAAGUCGUGCAAAGGGGCUAAAUGAGCAGCUGGUGCAUGAAGCUAAUGCAAAGAUUUUCACUUUUGGUUCUUACCGUCUGGGGGUACAUGGACCUGGUGCAGAUAUAGAUACACUUUGUGUGGGGCCUAGACAUGCUGGACGGGAUGAUGAUUUUUUUGGAGAGCUUCAAAGAAUGCUUUCAGAGAUACCUGAAGUAACAGAAUUACACCCCAUACCAGAUGCUCAUGUUCCGGUGCUGGGAUUCAAGUUCAAAGGGGUUUCUAUAGAUCUUUUGUAUGCUAGACUAUCUCUUUGGGUCAUCCCUGAUGAUUUGGAUAUUUCACAAGACUCCAUACUUCAGAAUACGGACGAUGCUACAGUCCGUAGUCUUAAUGGUUGUAGAGUGACAGACCAAAUCCUGCGGUUGGUGCCGAACAUUCAGAGCUUUCGAACAACACUUAGAUGUAUGAGAUUCUGGGCAAAAAGACGUGGUGUUUAUUCUAAUGUUGCAGGUUUUUUAGGGGGCAUAAACUGGGCACUGCUUGUUGCUCGAAUAUGUCAGCUAUACCCCAAUGCUUUACCCAAUAUGCUAGUUGCUCGUUUCUUUAGGGUAUACACUCAGUGGCGUUGGCCAAAUCCAGUCAUGCUCUGUGCUAAUGAAGAACGAUCACUCGGGCUUCAAAUAUGGGAUCCUAGAAGGAAUCCCAAAGACAGGUUUCAUUUGAUGCCUAUAAUUACCCCAGCUUAUCCCUGCAUGAACUCAAGUUAUAACGUGUCAUCAAGUACUUUGCGGAUUAUGACAGAGGAGUUUCAAAGGGGAUAUGACAUAUGUGAGGUUAUGGAGGCUGACAGGACUGAUUGGGAUAAACUUUUUGAGCCUUACCCUUUUUUCGAAUCAUACAAGAAUUAUUUGCAGAUUGAUAUCUGUGCAGUGAACGAUGAUGACCUUAGAAACUGGAAAGGAUGGGUUGAAUCUCGCCUUCGCCAACUUACAUUAAAGAUUGAGAGACACACUUUCAACAUGCUUCAGUGCCAUCCACAUCCAGGUGGGUUCUCAGACAAAACUAGACCUUUCCAUUGUUCUUAUUUCAUGGGUCUGCAACGGAAACAAGGGGCUCCAGCUAAUGAAGGGGAACAGUAUGAUAUCAGAAUGACUGUUGAUGAAUUUAAGCAAUCGGUCGCUAAUUACACAAUGUGGAAACCAGGAAUGGAGAUACGCGUUACCCAUGUGAGACGUAGAAAUAUACCAAAUUUUGUAUUUCCUGGUGGGGUCCGUCCUCGUCCAGUUAGAUUGCCUGGAGAGAGGAGACGAGUUGCUUCUGAAGAGCAAAUUCCUGGCAAGGUAUGUGAAAAUAUGGUCUGUGGUGAUAUGUCUGAUGGUUCGAGGAAAAGAAUGCUGGAGGAUGGUGAUGAUGUGACAGACGUGAGAUCUGUAAAGUCAUGUUCUAAAGAUGUCAGUAAUAUAGAUACAAAUGAGUCAGGGGAUACAUGGAGUGAAAUUAGCAAGAGUAGUGUCAAUGAAGGAUCAGAGAGGAUUACGAAUCUGCCUACAUUAUCUUCAUGGAAUGAUGGGGCAGCUAAUAAAUCUCUAAAUCCCAUGGAACUGUCAUCUGCAAUGAAUGGAGCAACAAGCUCUAGAGCAGGAGAGAAGCAGGAAAUAGGAAAUAUGAUUCCUGGUUUGCACCAACCCGUAGCAGAGCUUGAGGAGCUUGAAGGAGGCUUUCAGUAUGAAGACCAGGCGAACAUCCUUGGUAAGGUAGUAAGCAGAGGAUGUGGUCAGUCCACAGAAAAUGGAGCAGAAGUAGUUACUGUCAUGACUAGCAACGGUGCUUGCGUAAACCCACAUUUUCCAUUCAAUGGAAGCUUGGAAGAGCUUGAGAAGGCUACGGAUGAGCUUUCAGUGCCAUCUUCUACUGGCUUAAGUUCCAUGUCUGCAGUACAGAGGAAGCCUGUAAUCAGGCUGAAUCUGACUUCCAUGGCCAAGGCAACUGGCACAAGCAAUUGAGUGGCAAGGUCAUUUCCAUGUCCAGAGAGUCGAUAAACUUGUGAGCAAUGAGCAGUGUAUUAAAGUGGACAUUUUUAUGUCCAGAGUGUUCGAGGAUAAAGUACUGCGGAAAGCCUUGCGAACAUUAUGUGAUAAUGAUGGCGCCAUUGAUAAACUGAUCUUCGGUUAGCAGUGUAACAAGUUUUAGAAGUCCAGAAUAUUCACUCUCUUUCUUCAUGUUGAGAAUGCAAGUUAAUAGCUUUUUUUUUUUCACUUGUUUUAUUUGGACCAAAACUCCAAAUAAUAGGGAAAAACCUCCAUUAACGUUGUGAAUUUCAAGAUGAACGUGAGAACCAUGUAGCGAUCAUGAUAAAUA